GGGAAGAGUUUUACUACGCAGAGUAAUCUCCAACAACACCAGCGUAUUCACACAGGAGAGAAGCCAUAUCACUGCUCAGAGUGUGGGAAGAGUUUUACUACGCAGAGUCAUCUCCAACGACACCAGCGCAUUCACACAGGAGAGAAGCCAUAUCACUGCUCAGAGUGUGGGAAGAGUUUUGCUCAACAGGGUACCCUUCAAAAACACCAGCGCAUUCAUACAGGAGAGAAGCCAUAUCACUGCUUAGAGUGUGGAAGCAGUUUUUCUCAACAGAAUACGCUCCAAAAACACCAGCGCAUUCACACAGGAGAGAAGCCAUAUCACUGCUCAGAGUGUGGAAAGAGUUUUGCUCAACAGGGUAACCUUCAAAAACACCAGCGUAUUCACACAGGAGAGAAACCGUAUCACUGCUCAGAGUGUGGAAAAAGUUUUGCUCAACAGGGUAACCUUCAAAAACACCAGCGCAUUCACACAGGAGAGAAGCCAUAUCACUGCUCAGAGUGUGGAAAGAGUUUUGCUCAACAGGGUAACCUUCAAAAACACCAGCGUAUUCACACAGGAGAGAAACCGUAUCACUGCUCAGAGUGUGGAAAAAGUUUUGCUCAACAGGGUAACCUUCAAAAACACCAGCGUAUUCACACAGGAGAGAAAUCAUAUUACUGCUCAGAGUGUAGAAAGAGUUUUGCUGAACAUAGUACCCUUCAAAACCACCAGCGUAUUCGCACAGGAGAGAAACCGUAUCACUGCUCAGUGUGUGGAAAGAUUUUUGCUCAUGAAAAUAAUCUCAAACGGCAUCAGCAUAUU
Trichomycterus rosablanca is the source of this 804-nucleotide messenger RNA. RefSeq names its product zinc finger protein 239-like. Gene Ontology annotation, molecular function: RNA polymerase II cis-regulatory region sequence-specific DNA binding; DNA-binding transcription factor activity, RNA polymerase II-specific. Gene Ontology annotation, biological process: regulation of transcription by RNA polymerase II. The transcript has a single exon. The record is from RefSeq and is a predicted model, not a curated record. The annotation marks the transcript as partial. Lineage: Eukaryota; Metazoa; Chordata; Actinopteri; Siluriformes; Trichomycteridae. Gene Ontology annotation, cellular component: chromatin; PcG protein complex; transcription regulator complex.